Messenger RNA from Gongylonema pulchrum, 183 nucleotides. The record is from the annotation of a GenBank genome assembly. Lineage: Eukaryota; Metazoa; Nematoda; Chromadorea; Rhabditida; Gongylonematidae.
CUGUGGAUAUUGUUGCCAACACCUUUUGUUAGUGAUCUUGAUGAAAGGGUUGACUGCAAAGACGAGCAACAUUUUCGAACUCCCAAAUCACAGUGGAAUUUGUAUAAAACCGAGCAAAUUCUACUAAUGCUAAUAAACACUGAAUAUUUGGUGGAACUGAUUUGUCAUGAAAGCUUGGACUAG